UUAAAAGUGUGAUGUCCCUAAAUGGACCUACCAUUUUAAUUGAGAUCUAACUGGAUAAGAGAAAUAAGAUAUGGACAUGUGCUGAUUAAAAGAAUUUCUUACAACCCGUGGAGCAAUUGGUGCUUUAUGAAGAUGGGGUUUGGAAGUGACCUGAAGAAUUCACAUGAUGCACUUUUAAAAUUGCAAGAUUGGGAGUUACGACUCUUGGAAACAGUCAAGAAGUUUAUGGCACUGAGAAUAAAAAGUGAUAAAGAAUAUGCAUCUACUUUACAGAAUCUUUGUAAUCAAAUUGAUAAAGAAAGUACUGCCCACUUGAAUUAUGUUAGCAAUGUAUCUCAGACUUGGCUACUAAUGAUUCAGCAAACAGAACAGCUUAGCAGAAUAAUGAAGACACAUGCAGAAGACCUUAACUCUGGACCACUACAUAGGCUUACUAUGAUGAUCAAAGACAAGCAGCAAGUAAAGAAGAGUUAUAUAGGUGUGCACCAGCAAAUUGAGACAGACAUGUUCAAGGUCACAAAGAUAGAAUUGGAUAAAUUAAAAACAAGCUAUAGGCAAUUAAUAAAAGAAAUGAAUUAUGCCAAAGAGAAGUAUAAAGAAGCUUUGGCUAAAGGAAAGGAAACAGAGAAGGCAAAAGACCGUUAUGACAAAGCUACAAUGAAACUUCAUAUGCUGCAUAAUCAAUAUGUAUUGGCUUUGAAAGGGGCACAGCUUCAUCAGCAUCAGUAUUAUAAUACUACACUUCCUCAGCUCCUGGACUCAUUACAAAAAAUGCAAGAAGAAAUGAUAAACGCAUUAAAAAGCAUAUUUGAUGAAUACAGCCAGAUUACCAGUCUUGUUACAGAGGAGAUAGUCAAUGUCCAUAAAGAGAUUCAGACAUCAGUUGAACAGAUUGAUCCUAGCAUGGAAUACAAUAAUUUCAUAGAUGUUUACAGAUCACCAGCUAUUGAGGAGCAAGAAAUUGAGUUUGAUGCAUCUUUACUUGAAGAAAAUGAAAGUCUUAAAGCCAAUGAGAUCAUGUGGAAUAAUUUAACAGCAGAGAGCUUGCAAAUAAUGUUGAAAACUGUUGAAGAAGACUUGAUCCAGACACAGCAGAUGCUUUUAAACAAAGAGGAAGUUGUCCUGGAACUAGAAAAGAGUAUUGAAGAAUCUUCUAAGACUUGUGAAAAGAAGUCUGAUAUUGUGCUUCUACUGAGCCAAAAACAGGCACUAGAAGAGCUAAAACAGUCAAUCCAGCAAUUAAGGUGCACUGAGGCCAAGUUUGCCGCCCAGAAAGAACUCCUUGAACAAAAAGUGCAAGAGAAUGAUGGAAAAGAGCCACCUCCCGUGUUCAAUUAUGAAGAAGAUGCUAGAUCAGUUACAUCAAUGGAGAGAAAGGAGAAAUUAUCUAAAUUUGAUUCAAUUCGACAUUCCAUUGCUGGGAUGAUUCGGUCUCCCAAAUCUGUGUUGGGCUCUCCGUCUUGCUCUCCAUCGAAAGUAGCAGAGAUACCUUGUACUUCCUCUAACAAGUUAUCUGAUGGCAUAUCAGCAAGUGAGAAGCCACUGGUGGAGCAGGACUGGUACCAUGGUGCAAUUCCAAGAAUAGAAGCACAGGAACUCUUAAAACAGCAAGGAGACUUCUUGGUUCGAGAGAGUCACGGGAAACCUGGUGAAUAUGUCCUGUCUGUCUUUUCAGAUGGACAACGAAGACACUUUAUUAUACAGUUUGCUGAUAAUUUAUAUCGAUUUGAAGGAACUGGGUUUCCAGCUAUUCCUCAACUUAUAGAACAUCAUUAUACAACAAAACAAGUCAUUACUAAGAAAUCAGGUGUAGUCCUGCUGAAUCCUGUUUUUAAGGAUAAGAAAUGGAUUCUCAGUCAUGAAGAUGUCACAUUGGGAGAAUUAAUAGGCAAGGGUAAUUUUGGUGAGGUAUAUAAGGGAACAUUAAAGGAUAAAACUGCGGUUGCUGUAAAAACUUGUAAAGAAGAUCUUCCUCAGGAACUGAAAAUUAAAUUUUUACAAGAGGCCAAUAUUCCCAAAUGUCUCACUCCUGAUCCACCCACCCAUUUCACUGUGCUCCAGAAUGCCAACUUUAUAAGAGGUGAUUUUCUCUCCUUUUUGAGAAAGAAGAAAGAUGAACUAAAACUCAAACAGUUAGUGAAAUUUGCAUUAGAUGCUGCUUCUGGUAUGGCAUAUCUUGAGAGUAAAAACUGUAUACACAGGGACCUUGCUGCAAGAAACUGCCUAGUAGGGGAAAAUAAUAUUUUGAAGAUCAGUGACUUUGGAAUGUCUCGUCAAGAAGAUGGUGGAGUAUAUUCAUCUACUGGCUUAAAGCAAAUUCCCAUCAAAUGGACUGCUCCAGAGGCUCUCAAUUAUGGAAGAUACAGUUCUGAAAGUGAUGCCUGGAGCUUUGGUAUCCUUCUCUGGGAGACCUUCAGUUUAGGAGUCUGUCCAUAUCCUGGAAUGACCAACCAACAUGCCCGGGAGCAAGUAGAACAAGGAUACCGGAUGGCAGCUCCUCAGAAGUGUCCUGAAGAAAUUUAUAAAAUAAUGCUGAAGUGUUGGGACUACAAACCUGAAAACCGCCCCAACUUCGUUGAACUUCAGAAAGAGCUAGCCGCCAUCAAGAAAAAAGUGUCAUAGGGAUGAAGUCAUGCCAGAUACCACCUACAGGACUCUGUUUCCCAGCAAAGUAAUA
This is a messenger RNA of Gracilinanus agilis (Agile Gracile Mouse Opossum), 2677 nucleotides long. RefSeq names its product FER tyrosine kinase (gene FER). The transcript has 20 exons. The coding region runs from base 127 to 2622 and encodes 831 amino acids. Gene Ontology annotation, biological process: chemotaxis; regulation of mast cell degranulation; peptidyl-tyrosine phosphorylation. Gene Ontology annotation, molecular function: non-membrane spanning protein tyrosine kinase activity; ATP binding. The record is from RefSeq and is a predicted model, not a curated record. Lineage: Eukaryota; Metazoa; Chordata; Mammalia; Didelphimorphia; Didelphidae.